CUUUUCUUCACGCACAACACACACACUAAAACGUAAAACCCAAAACCAAAUUUCUGUAAUACACAGCACUCACUUUCACAUUCUAUAUCCGUUUCUCUUCUCUGUAUAAAUCUCCGCGUCAAUCCUUCCCCAAAACCUCACCAAGAAAACCCUAAUUACAGCUGAACAUAAUUCUUGAUUUGUGGAAACAACCCAUUUUUCUCAAUUCGUUGGUUAAUUUUAUUCCAACGCAAUUCAGUUAGGUUUUUUUUUUCUGGGUUUUUAUUUUUUGAAGUCUCUCGUCGCUGCAUUGGUUAAAUUUGCGAUUUUGAGCAUACCCUCUUGGUUAUUUGUGUUAAAGAUUUGAAUUAUUGUUUGUUUUCGUAGAUAAAUUAGGGUUUUUUUUUUUUGGGUUUUUGAUUUUGAAUUCAAUUGAUUUAUGGUGUUUGGGGUUCCCUGUAUCUGUACAAACACGUAGACCUAUAUAUACAUACACAUAUACAUACAUAUAUAUAGAGUUGUUCUGUGGAGUGGAGAGUGGAGAAGUAGUGGAAUGAAUAGUGUGUGCACUGAACAGAUACUCGCCGAAAAGCUUUCCAAGCUCAAUAGCACUCAGCAAUGCAUCGAAACUUUGUCACAUUGGUGCAUUUUCCACCGAAGUAAAGCCGAACUAGUCGUUUCCACAUGGGAAAAGCAAUUCCAAAGCUCGGAAAUGGCGAAAAAGGUACCUCUUUUGCACCUUGCAAACGAUAUCUUGCAAAACAGCAGACGGAAAGGGGACGAAUUCGUAACCGAGUUCUGGAAAGUUCUUCCUUCGGCACUAAAGGAGGUAGUUAAUAAAGGCGACGAACGUGAGAAGAAAGCUGCAUUAAGAUUGGUUGGGAUAUGGGAAGAAAGGAGAGUUUUUGGUUCGCAUGCUCAAAGCCUUAAAGAAACUAUACUUGGAGAAGAAUUGCCUCCGCCUUUAGAGCUAAAAAAGAAGCGCUCACGUUCGGUAAAGAUAGUUAGAAAAGAUUCCCGAUCUAUAAGAACGAAAUUGAGCAUUGGUGGAACGGCAGAAAAAAUAGUAUCGGCUUUUCACUCGGUGCUUAGUGAAAAUGCCAAUGAAGAUGAACAAAUGAGUAAAUGCAAGUCUUCGGUUCAUCGUGUCAAAAAGAUGGAAAAAGAUGUCGAUGUGGCCUUAACUAAAGCAAAGGAUCCGUCACGUAAGACUCUAUCGAAAGAUUUGGAGGAGGAAGAGAAUCUUUUGAAAGAAUGCAUCGAAAAACUAAAAGCUGUUGAAACGGAUAGAGUUGCUCUCGUUUCUCAGCUACGAGAUGCUCUUCUUGAGCAGGAAUCUGAGCUGGAGAAUCUUCGGACACAGAUUCAGGUAGCUCAAGCUCAGGUAGAAGAAGCCGAACUAAUGCGUAAACACUUAAACGAAGACCGUACAUUUGAGCCAAAAAAGUCAAACCCACCAACAGAAAAAGUCAAUGGAAAAUCGGCCCAACAAAUCGCAGCAGAAGUAGCCGACAGAUUAGCAGCCUCCACCUCAUCUCAGUACAUCAUGACAUCUGUCCUCUCGACUUUCGCGGCCGAAGAAGCCAAAAACGCCAGCCUAACAACUUCUUCAUCGGGCAAUAAUCCCCCGCAGCAGCAGCACAAUCCUUAUAAUAUGGUGCAACCUCCGCCUCAAAUCUCGAAUUCUCAAGCCCAUUACAUUCACUCGAUCCCGAAUCCACCUUAUAAUAUGGGGUCGUACGAUUACAACGGUGGUCUUGCGCUGCAAACCGGUCCACCUGCACCAGCGCCUCCAUACAUGGUAAGCCCUAUGGUGCCUUUGAUGCAGCAGCAGGCACCUCAGAUGCCACAUCAGCAGCAGCAGCCGCCACCUCAGAUGCCACAUCAGCAGCCGCUGCCACCUCAGAUGACACAUCAGCAGCAAAUGGUGACAAUGGGCCAUCAGCAACAACCGCAGGGGCCAGCUAGUUUUCGAGCUGUGGGUCCCAUGCAGGCGGCACCUGGGAUGGUCUAUUACACCCAUCCGUACGGUUCGCAGUGACGGUGUUUUGACGAAACUACCCCUCGGAAUUUUUGUUUGGUUAGAUGACAUAGUAGAUAUAGAUGAAUCGUGUAUUGUGGGUGCGAAUAGGGUUUUUCGAUUUUUUCUUUUUUUUUUUUGUUUUCAGGACAGGAUACUGUUUGAUGUUUCCAUAGAUGUGUUUGUAUUCUUGUUGUAAGAUUAUGUGACUCUGAGGGAGCUGACAUUUUUCUAAAUGCUAUUUUCAGACCAGAACUAUCACUUUUCGAGAAUUUC
Messenger RNA from Erythranthe guttata (spotted monkey flower), 2275 nucleotides. RefSeq lists its product as uncharacterized. Gene Ontology annotation, molecular function: RNA polymerase II complex binding. Lineage: Eukaryota; Viridiplantae; Streptophyta; Magnoliopsida; Lamiales; Phrymaceae. Gene Ontology annotation, biological process: mRNA 3'-end processing. The record is from RefSeq and is a predicted model, not a curated record.